Scheffersomyces coipomensis is the source of this 822-nucleotide messenger RNA. Its product is annotated as D-aminoacyl-tRNA deacylase. The transcript is spliced from 2 exons. NCBI's taxonomy places the organism in Eukaryota, Fungi, Ascomycota, Pichiomycetes, Serinales, Debaryomycetaceae. Gene Ontology annotation, cellular component: cytoplasm. The coding region runs from base 258 to 767 and encodes 169 amino acids. The record is from RefSeq and is a predicted model, not a curated record. Gene Ontology annotation, biological process: tRNA metabolic process. Gene Ontology annotation, molecular function: D-tyrosyl-tRNA(Tyr) deacylase activity.
UUCUGCUUAUUUAUUUUGAAUGACGAAUAGUCAAUAACACUGAUUCAUCAAUUCCACCUUACAAUUGUAUAGUGAUUAUAAUAAUAUUAGUUUAGUUCUAUGAAAAGCCUUUUGAAUUUAAACAUUUUAAUUUCGUAUACUGUAAAUUUGUAAAAGUCGAUUAGCGAGUGAAAAAAGCUGAAAAAAAAAAGACUCAUAAAAUUUAGCGAUAACAGUGAAGAUAACAGGUAUUCAAAAUUACAGAUACAUCUUUCAACAUGAGAAUAGUUAUACAGAAAGUGAAGAAGGCUUCAGUGACAGUGGAUGAAAAAGUGAUAUCAGAGAUAGGUAAAGGAUUAAUGAUCUUAGUUGGUAUCUCAACUAAAGAUACGUUAGAAGAUAUAACCAAAAUGUCGAACAAGCUCCUUAGUUUAAGGAUAUUCGAAGAUUUAGACCAUCCCCCUCAAACUAAAACCAAAUGGUAUGGUAAGCCAUGGUCAAAGAGUAUAAUUGAUGUUCAAGGUGAAAUAUUAAGUGUUAGUCAAUUUACUUUAUAUGGAACGAUCAAGAAAGGUACCAAACCUGAUUUUCAUAAAGCUGCCAAAGGUGAUGUUGCCAAAGGAUUAUAUGAUACAUUCUUGCAACAAUUGCGUACUGGAUUGGAUAAAAGUACUGAAUCAGAAGAAAGUAAAGUCAAAGAUGGUGAAUUCGGAGCCAUGAUGGAUGUUGAAUUGAUCAAUGAUGGUCCUGUAACUAUCGUAUGGGAUACAAAUGAUCCAACCUUGUAAAUAGAGGAUAUUACAUUUGAUAGAUCUACUUUAAAAUAAUAUAGAAUUAAAACAC